GCGUCCUUGACGAGUCCGCCCCGCCCCGCCUGCUGAAGCGUCGCGAUUGGGCGCCGCUUCGCGAGCCGAGAUGGCGGCCGCCGCUGCUAGCCGAGCGCUCGGAGCCGCGCUGCCGCUGCGAGAGGUGCGCAUCCACCUGUGCCAGCGUUCGCCGGGCAGCCAGGGCGUGAGGGACUUCAUCCGGCAGCGGUACGUGGAGCUGAAGAAGGCGCACCCCGGCCUGCCCAUCCUCAUCCGCGAGUGCUCGGAGGUGCAGCCCAGGCUCUGGGCUCGCUACGCUUUCGGUCAAGAGAAGCAUGUGUCUCUGAACAACCUGAGUGCUGAUGAGGUAACCAGAGCCCUGGAGAAUGUGCUGAGUGGCAAACCCUGAAGUGUCCGCUGAGGAUUGUAAGCAGGAGCAGCAGAACCUGGGCUCUACUGGACUGAACACAUGUGGGGAAAUGUGCUCUUCCGGUCCUUAUAAAGCUUACUUCUGUACAGCGUU
Molecule: messenger RNA, 484 nt
Organism: Mesocricetus auratus (golden hamster)
Lineage: Eukaryota; Metazoa; Chordata; Mammalia; Rodentia; Cricetidae
Gene: Ndufa2
Product: NADH:ubiquinone oxidoreductase subunit A2
Exons: 3
Coding region: 71-370 (99 amino acids)
Source: RefSeq, a predicted model, not a curated record